Messenger RNA from Penicillium cinerascens, 1842 nucleotides. Its product is annotated as DEAD/DEAH box helicase. NCBI's taxonomy places the organism in Eukaryota, Fungi, Ascomycota, Eurotiomycetes, Eurotiales, Aspergillaceae. The transcript is spliced from 9 exons. Gene Ontology annotation, cellular component: nucleus. Gene Ontology annotation, molecular function: RNA binding; ATP binding; RNA helicase activity. The record is from RefSeq and is a predicted model, not a curated record. Bases 1 to 1842 code for a protein of 613 amino acids.
AUGGCGGAUUGGGAUCCUUUCGAGCGUGCCGACUCUGUUCACGAGGACGUGGCCAGUGCUGCCGACGUCGCUGAUUCCGAUCAACCUCCCACUGAAAAUGUCCAGCCUAGCGGUCCUUCCGAUGAUUCGACGAACGAUGUUGCCGCAAAGGGUUGGUCUGAGCGUGUUCCGUUCACCUACGCGGACUACAACAGCACGGAAUUCACCGAGUGGGCUGGCAGCGCCAAACGGUAUGAGUGGAGUGAUGAGUAUGGAGACGUGGGCCCGAAGAACGAAGAGCUCGAGAAGCAGCUUUUCAACGUUGAGAAUAUGACCCAUGCCGGCUUGAAGCUCGAUCGCCUAAACAAGAUCGACGUUCGAACUGAGAGCGAGGAGCGUGUGUUCCCUAUCGCCAAUUGGGAGGAUGCUGGCUUACACCCUAUCGUGAAAGAGAAUAUUUCUCUAUGUCUGUAUGCUGCGCCUACCGCCAUUCAGAUGUACGCCAUCCCUGCCAUGCUCAUGGACAAGGACCUGAUUGCUAUCUCUCAAACUGGCUCUGGAAAAACUGGGGCAUAUCUUAUUCCGAUUCUGUCAAAGCUGAUGGGGAAGGCUAAGAAACUGGCUGCCCCGCGUCCCAAUGUCGUCGGGGGUGACUUUAAUCCAAAGACUGACGGGGUUCGAGCCGAGCCUCUGGUGCUCGUCGUGUGCCCUACACGAGAGCUGGCUACCCAAAUCUUCGAUGAUGCCCGUCGUCUAUGCUACCGCUCAAUGCUGCGUCCCUAUGUUGCCUAUGGCGGCGUUCCCUCUCGACUACAGCGCGAGGAGCUUCAAAGGGGCUGUGACAUCCUCAUCGGGACCCCUGGUCGCAUUAUUGAUUUCAUGGGACAGGGCCACGUCUUGUCGCUUCGCCGUGUCAAAUUCACGGUCAUUGACGAAGCCGACGAGCUCCUGCAUGCCGACUGGGAGGAUGAUUUCAAGAAGAUCAUGUCCGGUGGAGAUGCCACUGAGGAUGAUGACCACCGAUACAUGAUGUUUUCGGCCACCUUCAACAAGGAAUGCCGAAUGCUUGCCCGUGAUUAUCUCGGUACUAACCACAUCCGCAUCCGCAUUGGUCGCCCGGGAAGCUCACACCUGAAUGUUGAGCAGCAGGUCAUCUACGUUGAGGACGCUAUGAAGAACAAGGCUCUUUACGACCUUCUUCUUAGCAUGUGCCCCAUUCGAACCCUGAUUUUUGUCAAUAGCAAAGCACAAGUUGACUAUGUGGAUGAUUAUCUCUACAAUGCGGGCCUGCCCAGUACCUCCAUUCACGGAGACCGAACCCAGCGCGAGCGCGAAGAUGCCAUCCGUGCAUUCAAGACUGCCAAGUGCCCGAUCAUGGUCGCUACUGGUCUUUCCGCUCGAGGGCUGGACAUUGCAAACAUCAUGCACGUCGUCAAUUAUGAUCUCCCCAAGGCCAUCCAUGGUGGUAUUACGGAAUAUGUCCACCGCAUUGGCCGUACUGCACGUAUCGGAAACGAAGGGCUCGCAACUUCCUUUUACAGCGAUAAGGACCAGGAUAUCGCCUUCGACCUAGUCAAAAUCUUGCUGGAAUGUGAUCAGAAGGUUCCUGAGUUCCUUCAAGACUACACGCCUACAAACAAUUGCCCCGUGUUUGCCGAUGAUGACACCGACGUCGAGAAUGAUCAGGACGAUGAUGAUCAGGAUAAUGAAAAUGAGGACAAGGAUAACCAGGACGGACAUGAUCCAUGGGGCCAGAGCUCUGCCUCAGUCGGAGAACAGCAAGCCCCAUCUACUCCCGAGAACACUUCGCGUCACAACGGCCUCGGCGAGUCCAACUGGGCUACCGCCGGCGUUACGCUGUAG